AUUAUUACCUUAGCAAGGCGGCAGGUUUCUGCUAAGUUUGGAGUCACUCAAUAACAAACUGCAUGUCAGCAAACCAUAGGAACUAACCAGCAUCACCGGCUCUUAUCACAAGGAGUCUGCAUGUCUAGACAAUAGCCAUGCUCAGCUUUGUGGAUAUACGGAUACUGCUGCUGCUUGCAGUAACUUCAUACCUAGUAACAUGUCAAAAUGAGGGCCCCAGAGGACACAAAGGUCCAGAGGGAGAUCAGGGACUUCCUGGCAGAGAUGGCGCAGAUGGACUACCCGGCCCACCAGGCCCCCCUGGACCCCCUGGACUUGGCGGAAAUUUUGCUGCUCAAUACGACCCAUCCAAAGCAGGUGGUGGUGAUAUGGGGGCACAGGGUAUAAUGGGACCAAGAGGCCCUCCAGGACCAUCCGGACCCCCUGGUUCUCAAGGUUUUCAAGGAAAUGCUGGAGAGCCUGGCGAACCUGGUCAAACUGGACCACUAGGCUCCAGAGGCCCUGUUGGACCCGCAGGAAAACAAGGUGAAGAUGGUCACCCUGGCAAGCCCGGAAGACCUGGUGAGAGAGGCACAGUUGGCGUUCAGGGUGCUCGCGGUUUCCCCGGAACUCCUGGUCUCCCCGGAUUCAAAGGCAUUAGAGGACACUCUGGUGAUAACGGUCAAAAGGGAUCUACCGGUGCAAUUGGUGUCAAGGGUGAAAAUGGUGCUAACGGUGAAAACGGUUCUCCAGGCCAGGCUGGUGCUCGUGGUCUCCCUGGUGAGAGAGGUCGCAUUGGAGCCUCCGGCCCAGCUGGUGCUCGCGGUAGUGAUGGCAGCUCUGGCCCAGUUGGUCCAGCUGGUCCAAUCGGUUCUGGUGGUGCUCCUGGUCUUCCCGGUGCUCCUGGUGCUAAAGGCGAAGUAGGAUCCUCAGGAAACAAUGGUCCAAUUGGUGCUGCUGGUGGAAGAGGCGAGCCUGGACCCCCUGGUUCUCUGGGACCAGUCGGACCCGCUGGCAAUCCUGGUUCUAAUGGUGUGAAUGGAGCUAAAGGUGCAGCUGGUCUUCCUGGUGUAUCUGGUGCCCCUGGCCUGCCUGGAGCUCGUGGUAUUCCUGGACCUCCUGGUCCUGCUGGUCCAUCUGGUGGUAGAGGUCUUGCUGGAGACCCUGGUGUAGCUGGUGGAAAAGGAGACACUGGAGCUAAGGGCGAGCCUGGUAUUUCUGGUCCUGCUGGUUCUGCUGGUCCUCAUGGAGAAGAAGGAAAGAGAGGACCCAACGGAGAAGCUGGAGCAUCUGGCCCCCCUGGAAGUGCUGGAAUUAGAGGUGUUCCUGGAACUCGUGGUCUGCCUGGACCUGACGGUAGAGCUGGUGGAUCUGGUGCACCUGGUAACCGUGGUGCUUCUGGUCCUUCUGGAGUAAGAGGCGCUAAUGGAGAUGCUGGUCGCCCAGGAGAGGCUGGACUUCUUGGUGCAAGAGGUCUUCCUGGUUUCUCUGGAAGCACUGGCCCUGCUGGAAAAGAAGGUCCUGCUGGUCCCCAAGGUAUUGAGGGUCGUUCCGGUGCUGCUGGUCCAGCUGGCGCUAGAGGUGAACCUGGCAGCAUUGGAUUCCCUGGACCCAAAGGUCCAAAUGGUGAACCUGGCAAGAAUGGAGAAAAAGGAAACCAAGGUUCUGCAGGAAACAGAGGAGCUCCUGGUCCAGAUGGAAACAACGGUGCACAAGGUCCCCCAGGUCUUGCCGGUAAUCAAGGAGAGAAAGGAGAACAAGGUCCAUCUGGUGCCCCAGGUUUCCAGGGUCUGCCAGGUCCCGGCGGUCCUCCAGGAGAAGUUGGCAAACCCGGUGAAAGAGGUAGCCCUGGUGACUUUGGUCCUUCUGGUAUUGCUGGAGUAAGAGGUGAACGUGGUGCUCCCGGCGAGAGUGGAGGACUUGGUCCCCAUGGAGCUCUUGGACCUCGCGGACCAUCUGGUGCUCCUGGUCCUGAUGGAAACAAGGGAGAGCCUGGUGCUGCUGGCAUUAAUGGAGGUGUUGGACCCCCAGGCCCUGGUGGAAUCCCCGGAGAAAGAGGUACAGCUGGACUUCCAGGAUCCAAAGGAGAAAAGGGUGAGAAUGGCAAUACCGGUGACUAUGGUAGCCCAGGAAGAGAUGGAGCUCGUGGUCCCGCUGGUGCUGCUGGUGCUCCUGGUCCAGCUGGUGGUCCCGGAGAUAGGGGUGAAUCUGGUCCCUCUGGUCCUUCUGGACUCGCUGGUUCCCGUGGUGCUCCUGGUGAACGUGGUGAAGCUGGUCCUGCUGGUCCCACUGGUUUUGCUGGACCUCCUGGUGCAGCUGGUCAUUCUGGAGUUAAGGGAGAUAGAGGACCCAAGGGACCCAAAGGAGAACUUGGUGGACCUGGUGCCCUCGGUCCAGCUGGCGCCCACGGACCAGCUGGUCCCAACGGUGCUGCCGGAAGUGUUGGAGCACGCGGUGAUUCUGGUCCCUCUGGUGCAACUGGAUUCCCUGGUGCUGCUGGAAGAGUAGGAGCCCCUGGUCCAUCUGGUGGUGUCGGUCCUUCUGGUUUAACUGGACCUGCUGGCAAAGACGGUCCAAGAGGUCCACGUGGUGACAGUGGCCCAGUUGGGCGCCCUGGCGAGCAAGGUCACGGUGGUCCACAAGGUCUUGCUGGAGAUAAAGGUCCCUCAGGAGAAGCUGGCCAUGUUGGAGCCCCCGGUGCUUCUGGUCCCUCUGGUGUUCUCGGUUCUCGUGGUAUUGUUGGUCUACCUGGUUCAAGAGGAGAACGUGGUCUUCCUGGUGGAGCUGGAAAUAAUGGUGAAGCUGGUCCUUCUGGUCUGGCUGGCUCUGCUGGUGGACGUGGUCCCCCAGGCUCCGUUGGCUCUGCUGGUCCCGUUGGUCAUGCUGGAGAAGCUGGUCGUGAUGGACACCCUGGAAACGAUGGUCCCCCCGGCCGUGAUGGUCUUGCAGGUCCUAAGGGAGAACGUGGUUACCCUGGUAACACUGGCUCAGCUGGUGGUGCUGGACUUCCUGGUGCUCCUGGUACUACUGGUCAAGCUGGUAAAUCUGGAAACCGUGGUGAGCCUGGCCCUCAUGGUAAUACUGGUUCCGUUGGUCCCGCUGGUGCUAGAGGUCCUUCUGGUCCCCAAGGACCUCGUGGUGACAAAGGUGAAGCUGGUACUAUUGGAGCAAGAGGUCGCGAUGGUGGUAAAGGACAUAAUGGUCUACAAGGUCUGCCCGGUCCUGCUGGUACUCCAGGAGAAACUGGUCCCGCUGGUUCAAAUGGUCCAUCCGGUCCACGUGGUCCAGCAGGUCCUUCUGGUCCACCAGGCAAAGAGGGUCGCUCUGGACAUGCUGGCGCCAUUGGCCCCGUUGGUGUUCGUGGUCCCCCUGGCUUCACUGGUCCCGCCGGUCCCCCUGGUCUUCCCGGUCCUCCUGGCCAUCCUGGUACUUCUGGAGGUGGAUAUGACCAUGGUGACCAUGGAGGUGAAUACUACAGAGCUGACCAGCCUGCCCGCAGACCCAAAGAUUAUGAAGUUGAUUCUACCCUGAAAUCUUUGAAUAACCAAAUUGAAACCAUCCUGACACCCGAAGGCUCAAAGAAGCACCCUGCCCGUACCUGCCGUGACUUAAGACUCAGCCACCCUGAAUGGAGCAGUGGAUUCUACUGGAUUGACCCCAACCAAGGUAGCACUUCUGAUGCCAUCAGAGUGUUCUGUGACUUCUCCACUGGUGAGACCUGCAUCCACGCCAACCCUGACAACAUUCCACAGAAGAACUGGUACAUGUCUAGCAACGAUAAGAAGCACGUCUGGUUCGGAGAAACCAUUAACGGUGGCACACAGUUUGAAUACAAUGACGAAGGAAUCACCGCCAAGGACAUGGCCACUCAGCUUGCUUUCAUGCGCCUCCUGGCUAACCAUGCCUCUCAGAACAUCACUUACCACUGCAAGAACAGCAUCGCCUAUAUGGACGGUGAUACUGGCAACCUGAAGAAGGCCAUCCUUCUACAGGGAUCUAACGAUGUGGAACUGAGGGCCGAGGGCAACAGCAGAUUCACCUUCAGCGUCCUUGAGGACAGCUGCACGAAACACACUGGUGAAUGGGGAAGAACCGUCAUCGAAUAUAGAACAAACAAGCCAACCCGCUUACCCAUCCUGGACAUUGCACCUUUGGACAUUGGUGGUGCAGACCAAGAGUUCGGAUUGGACAUUGGCCCAGUCUGUUUCAAAUAGAUGAACAAUUUAAACAAAAACAAAAAACUAACUUAAGAAACAUCCUCUCUUUGCCCUUUCUUUUUUUUUAAUAACAAAAAAAGCUGACUCCUUCCAUUUUUUUAUUUCCAUUCAUUUACGUCCUUAAAUCCUGGGCAAAACAGACAAAUCAAUACGGAGCAUUGUGGUAUGCAAUGAGAGGACAUGGAAGUUUUUCACGAUUUUAACCACCAGUUGUGGGGGAAAAAAAUGUCAGCUUUUGUAAUAAAAAAAAUCCAAAAAUCUAAAUAAAAACCGUGAAAGCUUG
Pseudophryne corroboree (corroboree frog) is the source of this 4479-nucleotide messenger RNA. RefSeq names its product collagen type I alpha 2 chain (gene COL1A2). Gene Ontology annotation, molecular function: extracellular matrix structural constituent conferring tensile strength. Lineage: Eukaryota; Metazoa; Chordata; Amphibia; Anura; Myobatrachidae. Bases 138 to 4193 code for a protein of 1351 amino acids. The record is from RefSeq and is a predicted model, not a curated record. Gene Ontology annotation, biological process: notochord development; collagen fibril organization; skeletal system development. Gene Ontology annotation, cellular component: collagen type II trimer. The transcript has 51 exons.